AAAAAGACUAAAGCGCUGCAGUGCCUCAACACGCCCAACCAGUUCAAGCACUUCAUGCACAGAGUACACGAGAUCCUUAAAGAGCUUGUAGAAGAAUUCCAAGACGACCUCAGUGACUCGAAAGAGAAAGAAACUGAAGACAAACUUGACUCGCGUGAAACCAAUAAAGAUAAUGACGACAAUGAUAAUAAUUCUACCGAAGACAGCAGAGAUACUGAUACCACAACAGCAGCCCCGGAUUCCAACCAGGACAGCAGAGAGAAUAAUACUAAGUCUCAAGAGGUCUUAAACACCAAUACAGGUGGAACUCUCAGGGUUCGGCGAGAUGCUGAUGAUGGAUUUAAUCUGGACGAAAUCCUGGACAGGCUAGAGGAUGACGACACUGAGUGUCUGGCGGCGUUUGUCAGCAAAGGAGAUGAAAGAUUUCUUUGUCGCCAUUUUGCUCACGGAUCCUCUGGUGUGUUUGGUAGAAUUUUAGCUGCAGGGGUGGAUUGCGACGAUUACCUCGUCGAAGGCGACGGCGAUGAUGACGACGACCACUUGGAUGAAUCUCAUCAAAUGGCUAUACUCAAACUGUUUAAGGAAAAAGAGAGCAAGGAGAUUGGUGAAGAAGAUAUUCAGAAAUUGCUGCGACUUGCGCCAGACGUGAUUGACGAUGAUGUCUUGGAAGAUAUGUCUGAAGAACUAUUCAAACAAAAUCUUCACAGGCUGGGCAGAUUGGCUGCAGGACAAAAUGCAAACCCCAGACUUCGCUAUGCCCUGAGAGAAAGACUUGAUGAUCUAGACCUAAGCAACCUAUCGCCGACAGAACUGAGAAAUAUUGGACCAGGGUUGUUGACGCUGAGUUUACUGCUGGAUCUGGAUGCUGAUGACAUCUUGGACACCGAUGAUUCUAAAGAGCAGAGCGCCAAAGAGGUAGAAGGUAGUGAUGAUGAUAUCAGCGAUGACGAGGAAGAUGAUGUCAAACUAGUAAUUGGUCUUCAAUUGAAAGAGGUCAUCAAAGCGUCUGGCUUGCAGAAGCAUCAGAUAGGAAGGGCAAUGCGUUACCUACACCAUGACCUUGACUUUGUCCACCACGUGGAACCUGAUGACCUUCUGGAUGCCCUGGAUGACGUCAAGGACAUCGAGUAUGAUUUUGAUGAUGCGCGGUCAGUUCUAUAUCGUCUGAGUCAGUCGCCACGUUUCCCGCCAAUCUCCACUUUGAAUGGUCGCAAUCUGACACACAUUGGCAAGCUGAUGAGAGGUAUGGAUGUCGCUCUCCUUGCAGAAAUCAAUAAGAAGGCGCUUGAGGAUGCGUUGGAUGAUAUAAGUGACAUCGACUUUGACGAUUUUCAGGCUCACCAGUUGUUGGAAAAUAUGGGGUAUACAGACGAUGACCAGAAUUUUGAAAACUUUGAUGUGCCUCAAGUGAAACGAUUGGGCAGACUGUUCCGUGGAAUGCCAGCCGAAGGAGUUCUCAUGAUGAAGCAAGAUGUCAUCGAAGAAGCUUUGGAUGAUCUAGAUGACAUUGAUCUAAAUGAUGCACUGAAAAAUGUUAUCAUGGAUAAGGUUCGCCAUAAUGACAAAAUUUCUGCCAAGUUUCUAGGCCUGAAAAAUUUUGCUGAAGUAAUCAGUUUAGAUGAUCUGGAUGAUUUCGAUGAUGAUGAUAUCAGACUACACUUGAAUGUUACUUCCCGCAUCCACUGGAGAUUACCUCAGGCUGCAUUAUUAGCCCAGAGAUACAAACUAACCAAGAGAGUUGGGCGGUUGAGACCUUCCGACCUGACACAGAUGAGACAAGUGGCUCUUGGGCUCUUGCCAGAUGACCUUGAUGACAUCAUUAAAAAACCGGACGAUGUCUUUGAUAUUGCUGAAGAGCUAAAGGAUCUACACGACGAUCUUACUUCCGGACAGAUUGACGAGCUGCUUGAAAACUUUCAUGAACUCAACGAUUUGGAUAACAAAAAAGUUGUCAUUGAUGAUGUAACAGCUAUGCAGGGAGCUCACGUUCUGGCCUAUCUAUCCAAAGACGUAUUUGAGAAGCUUGAAUUUACCAAUGCUGGAAAACUGGCGUUUAUAUCGCAAGUUGCCAAGAUGCCCACUCACAAAAUGUCGAGAGAACAUGUUCAGUUUUUAGCCAAAAAGAUAUUAGAAAUGCUAGACGAUACUGACAGCGCUGAAUCUCCAAAUGCAAAAUCUGUGAACCGUGAAUCCAGGCGUCUACGCUCACUUGGCCAAAUGACUCUGGGUUUGACCCCAUCACAGAUUGGCGGCUUAAAUGGAAUGGCUGUCAUUGACAAUUUGGACAUUCUCAGAAAUCUGGCACUAGCCAAAGAACAGACUAAAGCAUACUUGGAGAAAAUAGAAGAUACAGUCGAAAACUGGCGUUGUGACAUCAGCAUUCUGGCUAGAGUCGGACCUCUGCUUCAGCACCACGAUGACCCAUUCAGUGACGACUGUGAUGGACAGCUGGGCGCGUUGCUUGGAGUGGUAAAAAGCUUGGAGAAGGUCAGGGAAACAUUGCGGGAAAGAAUAGAGGAGGGUUUCGCAAAAGAGAUUGAUGAUGAUGAUGAUGAUGAUGACACAGAUGACAUCAGAGAAAAGAGAUUAGUUGCUGCAGCUGUUUCUCUUGCAACACAGAAGUUAAAUGUGAGAAAUCGAAGAGCCGUGCCUGGGAACAGAACACUGACCUGUGAAAUCUUGCUUCGACUGGGAAACGCUGCCAGGCUGGUGGAACCACAGUUGUUGAAGACCAUGCCCAACGAAGAACUGAAAAGAUGUCUGCCACAAGUGGGCGCUGUUAGUGGCUGGCCACAGGAAGUUCUCACAACUUUGGCUGAGAAACUGAAACAGAUUUAUUCUGAUGUAUCAACCUGGUCUGCGAAAACUGUUGCUGCUGCUGGUUCAAUAAUUGCCGGGUUGUCUCCAACAGAAAUUCAACUGUUAAAUGGUUUGAAUGGAGUUGAUGUCAUGUACAACAUUGGCAAGCAUAGGAAGCUUUCCACUGAUCAGUUGAAAGCUGGGUUCAAACGUUGGAUGCAACUUAACAAAAAGAAUGAUAUUCCAGACAUCACUGCCGGUGAACUCUCUUCUUUGUCUGAGUUUGUCUGUGGCCUGGAAGCAUCAGAUAUAAGCAAACUGAGAGAUGUUACAUUCAAACGAUCCCUUAAUACAAUCGGCCAGAGCACAUCCUGCACGCAUGAACAAAGACAGGCUUACAUUAACAAGGCUUUAUCUGUAUAUGGGUCCCAAGUCGGCCAGUGGAAUCCAGCAAUGGUUGCAGAUAUGGGAUAUUUAUUAGGUGCAUUGAGUGGUGAUCAUAUAAAGAUGCUCAGUUCCAAACAGCUGGCACUCAUUUCUCCCAAAAUUAUCCAAACAAUUCCAAAGGAUGGAGUAGCUGCCAUGACUACAGCCCAGCUGUUAGCCUUCAGCACAAACCAGGCUAAUGCUGUCACACACGCACAGUACGAAGCCCUGACAUCUGAACAGAAGAAAGUUGUCGGUUCCAAAGCUACUCUUGACUUUACCAAAAAAGAAAAAGAUUUCCAGUGGGGAUUUAUGAGCCUUAUUACAGUUCUGCUAGCCUCCAUAUUGAUGUAA
This is a messenger RNA of Candidula unifasciata, 3579 nucleotides long. NCBI's taxonomy places the organism in Eukaryota, Metazoa, Mollusca, Gastropoda, Stylommatophora, Geomitridae. The record is from the annotation of a GenBank genome assembly.